This is a messenger RNA of Ctenopharyngodon idella (grass carp), 5204 nucleotides long. RefSeq names its product serine/threonine kinase 35 (gene stk35). NCBI's taxonomy places the organism in Eukaryota, Metazoa, Chordata, Actinopteri, Cypriniformes, Xenocyprididae. The transcript has 3 exons. The coding region runs from base 1540 to 2775 and encodes 411 amino acids. Gene Ontology annotation, cellular component: cytoplasm; autophagosome. Gene Ontology annotation, biological process: protein autophosphorylation; autophagosome organization; autophagy. Gene Ontology annotation, molecular function: protein serine/threonine kinase activity; ATP binding. The record is from RefSeq and is a predicted model, not a curated record.
AGUUUGUUAUUAUCUCCUGUGGGAAUGUGGCAUUAAAAUUAAAUAAACUGGAAAUUAAUUAAUUAAUUAAUUACUAUACAAGGUGAUGUAGCUGCCUCGCGUGCGAAAUAUGCAAUUAGUCGAUUAAUGCAUAUAUAUGCACCAAGGAUGAAAAUGAAAAAUAAGCCAGAGUAUAGUUGAAUAAAUCAAUGAGUACAUAAAUGGACAGAUAUGAUGAUGAAUCUGCACAUCAUCACUGGUUAAGAGAAACGCGUAGCCUAUCACAAAAACAGAGGAGAAAAACAAAGCAACAUAUAGACUAUACUGGCACAAAGAAACGGGCUUCUGACAUACACAUAUAUGAACGCAGCUCUUCGAUGACGCCAUGCUCAGUCCGUGCGUGGCUGGGGGAACAUGUGCUGGAACAUGCUGUACCGCACGUGCCCUCCUCCCCCUCCCUUCACGUGUAAUUCGCAUGUUGCAGGAGAAAGACCACCGCACAUCAACUCCCACGGUCCCACCCCACCGAUCAACUCCGAAAAAAGCCGUGAGACGCUGUAAUUGCAUAUGAGCAACAUAUAUAUAUUUUUUUAUCAGUUGAUGUUUGAUGAAUUUCAAUCUCACUCUCAUCAAUAUCAAAUUCAGCUCAAUUAUGCCACUUAAUUUAGGCUACGCACCCCUGUGAAGAAAUGGGAUCCCCCUACUUUGCAUAUUACAGUAUGAGGCUGGGAGUCGUUUAACCACAUGAAUACAUAAUGAAUAUACAUUAAUUGGAUAUACAUUAAUAUAUAAUAACACAGAUAUGAUAAAUUAGUGGACAACGUCGCGCGAAAAUGAUGUCUUUUGUGUCCCAAAUACGAAUAUAAUGUAAAAUAAUUAUGAAUUAAAAAUGACUUUUACCAUGUAGGAUUACAGGCAUUGUUCUUAACACAGUCAUAGGCUAGUAACUUUCUUUGUUUUCGUAUUCUCUCUCUCUCUCUUUCUUUCUUUUUUUUUUUUUUUUUUUUUUUUUAGCAAGAAUUACAUAUUUUUUUCACCAUAUUUUAGUGGACACUAAUUUUUCUUUCUUUCUUUUUAUCAUUUUCUUACAUUUUGUAAGGUUUGUCAGUAAACACAUACCCAAUCUUGGGUAUGAUGGAAUUAUUAAAUUCUUAAAGAAUUUUACUUAUUUUCAAUAUAUAAAAACACCCUUAAAUGUUUAUUUAUUUUUUAAAAAUCUGUGUAUUUAAAUAAACACUGGGCGAAUAAAUCGCUUAAAUAUUGUUUUAACUAGAAAAAUAAUGAAAUAUUUUUGAAAUAUUUCGUAAUUUUGUCACCCGUCUUUUGAAUGAAAUGGAACAGUCCGUUGAGGCCACGCCCCCUCUGCGCUCUCCUGUUGAUGUUAUUAUUGUUUAUGUCAGUCAGACGUUUGAUGGAAGAAGUGACAAAAAACCCAAACAAACCUGUCGAGUUUCCCCAAAAAUGACAACUGUCAGCCCGUAGCUUUCAGCUAGAUAGGGACGUUAUGAAAAAUAGGAUUAUUGCCCCGAAACAUAUGUUAACAAAGGGGGUAAUAAACUCAUGGAGCUGCGCAACGGCACACAGGGGAGAAUAACGAGCCUCCGGCGGGGCUGCAAGAGAGUCGAGCCGCCCAGCGUGAACAUGAGGCGGGAUGUCAGUAAAGUUCUGCGCCCGCUGCCCGUGGAGACCAACGAUGACGAUGAGCCCAUGGAAGAAGAGGACUGUUUCUCCACGGGCUUCCUCAAGAAUGCCAACCUCGAACCCGCGAUGCUCUUCGCGGCUCCCAGGUAUAGCUUGAUUCGGGAGGUGGGUCGCGGGAGCUACGGUGUGGUGUACGAAGCCAUCGCCCGCAGGUCCGGAGCCCGGGUAGCCGUGAAGAAGCUCCGUUGCGACGCGCCCGAGAAAGUGGAACUGGCGCUGGCGGAGUUCUGGGCCCUGGCGAGUCUGGAGAAGAAGCACGAGAAUGUGGUGCAGCUGGAGGAGUGUGUGCUGCAAAGAAACGGGAUGGCACAGAAAAUGAGCCACGGGAACAAACGAAACAAGCAGUAUUUGAGAUUAGUGGAAACUUCACUGAAAGGUGAGCGUAUCCUGGGUUACCCAGAGGAACCGUGUUAUCUUUGGUUUGUUAUGGAGUUCUGCGACGGCGGCGACCUCAACCAGUACAUCCUCUCCCGACGACCUGAUCCACGGACCAAUCAUAGUUUCAUGAAGCAGUUGACCAGCGCUGUGGCCUUCCUCCAUAAAAACAACAUUGUCCACCGGGACCUCAAACCAGACAACAUUCUCAUCUCGCAGAAAUCGGACGGUCCCGUGAUCAAGGUUGCUGACUUCGGCCUCAGCAAGGUGUGCGCGGGACUCAGCUGCAUUGAGAACAAAGGCGACAACCAGGUUAACAAGAACAUGGUGAACGUUAACAAAUUCUGGCUGUCGUCAGCAUGCGGCUCCGACUUCUACAUGGCGCCGGAGGUGUGGGAGGGCCAUUACACUGCCAAGGCGGACAUUUUUGCGCUCGGCAUCAUCAUUUGGGCCAUGCUAGAACGGAUCACAUUUAUCGACGCUGAAUCCAAGCGAGAGCUCCUCGGCACGUACGUGCGACAGGGAACUGAGAUCGUCCCGGUCGGCGAGGCCUUGCUGGAGAACCCGAAGAUGGUCCUGCACAUCCCUCAGAGGACACGCAGCAUCAUGUCAGAGGGCAUCAAGCGGCUUCUGCAGGACAUGUUGGCGGUCAACCCGCAGGACCGGCCUGACGCAUUUCAGUUGGAAGGUAGAAUGGACCAAGUCACAUGUGCGGCAUAAGCUGGCUCGAUUGGCCAAAACAAGCAUGCUUGCUCUUUCAGGUUUGCAGAGUAGAAUUGCUCACCGAUGGAAAUGAAAAAGGAAUCAACGAAUCCUGGAACUGUGAAUUUUGUUUUGUGCUCGCCUCCAGAAAGCAGAAGUGAAAAGAAAAGUCUCGAUAUCUAUAUUAAAGACCCAUCACGUGGAAAUGCUAUGCAGGUAUCUUUCUCAACACGCUCUUUCUAUUUCGAUGCAUCGGAUUCCUCAUACAAGUCUUCCAAACUGACGUCAAAACCUACAUUUUUUUCUGCUCAGAUCUCACCAGCAAUGAUUUCACGUCCCUCUCGUUCUCUGCUGUGACUCGUGCUGUUGUUCUGGACCAGAUUUAGACACACACGUUGCACUAUGUCCUCAAACAAGCAUAUCCAGUCUGCACCUCUGUGAAAACUACCUUACGCCCCAUCGGGGUUUACCAGUAUAGAUGUAAAUACUUAGAUGUAGAUAAUGCAGCACUAGGAUUGAUCGAAUGUUGUUGUUGAAUGCUCUAAAAUAUUCACGGACAACAGAGAAGGAAGUUAUUAUAAAGCUCACAACCAUGAAGACACACUGUGAACGAUAUAAUGUGAAUAAGUGGGUACAUAGUGACCCCGUCUCUCCUGUAGGUGUGAAUGUUUCUAACCCGAACAACAGCACCUCUACAAAAAGAAAAAAGAAAGAAAAAAACACCGUUGUGCCUUAUUUUUUAUUUUUUUUAAAGAAAGCGUUUGGAUGGUUCUCAUUAUUUUAUUUUGUAUUUUUUCUUUAGGAUAUUUUAAAUGAUUUUGUUUUAUCUGAAAUGUUAUUUCCAGGCUAAUAAUAUUGGUUUCAAAUGUUUUAAUAGGAGUUCUCCUAACAAAUCAUUUGCAAACACACAAAAAAUGUGAGAGGUAUUUAAAAGCAGUUGCAAUUUCUGUCAAAUAAUUCCUUUUUUCAUUUAUCCUCUGUCAAAAUGAAGAUCAGGUGUAAGCAAAAUGAUGACUUUUUUUGUACUAACGCCGUUGAAAAGGAGAUUAUUUCACUUUCUAUGCAGUCUCGACAGUUGACGUUGUGUAAAUAAUGAAUUGGUGAGGGAUCAAAUAUUGUGGUUGUUAAUCUUGGUUUUCAUCUUCACAUUUUUGUAGCAAAAUGUCUAAUUUCCUUUCGCUCAAAAGGCCUCAAAAUGAACGUAACGUUCACAUCGUCUGGAAGGUUUUAGUUCCGUUGGAACAGUUUGAAUUCUGCCCCGCAUCAUGUGAUUUUAUACGGAACAUUGCAAGAUUGUGUUUCUGUGGGAACCAUUGAGUCAAUGUAGCUUGAUUCUCCUCAGUACUGUUUGGCACAAACACACUAACAGAUCAGGACCUUUGUUAAAAAUGUUAAAAACUUGUUUUAGUUAUACAAAGGGACGUUAAUUGUAAUCUUGAUCACAUUCAAGGUUAAAGUACAUAAAUUUGAGGUCACAAUAGUCAAUAUUUCUCCUGUGAAAUGGACAUUUGUACCAGGUAAAGCCAGUGAGAAAGUUUUCCUUCUGUAUUUUAGUAAUGAUUUCUGUUCAGUGUUCUUGUUUACAAUAGUCAGUGUCUCUACCUCACUUUCAAGACAUCUUUAACCUCACUUCUCCUCGCUGUGGUGCGUUCAGUCUUUUGCUGCUUGCAUCUUUUCAGCAGCAGUACUUUUAUCCGUAUAACGUAUUAAACGUCUCGAACAGACUUUGCAUUUCACUGUUUAUGUUGUUAUUUUAUUGUGCUGUCUAUGAGUUGCAGAGCAAGAUGAAUCUUCAUUUAUUACGGUAAAACAAAAAGGUCUUUACAUUUAGCAUAGGUUCUGUAUGGAGCCCCUAAAGGGACAUGGUGAUGGAAAAAAAUAUGCAAUGGGAGGAGGAAAAAAUAUAUUUCAGUGCUUCUGUGUAGCGAACAAAGUUUCACUACACAGAAGAAGAAACAAUUUGCAAGUGAACGCAAAGUUUCUCGGGGGAACGCAAAACAUUUUGCAAGCGAACGCAAAGUUUCUCGGGGGAACGCAAAACAUUUUGCGAGCGAACGCAAAGUUUCUCAGGGGAACGCAAACGUUUCACAAGCGAACGCAAACGUUUCACAAGCGAACGCAAAGUUUCUUGGGAGAACACAAACGUUUCACAAGCGAACACAAAGUUUCUUGGGAGAACGCAAACGUUUUGCAAGCGAACGCAAAGUUUCUCGGGGGAACGCAAAACAUUUUGCGAGCGAACGCAAAGUUUCUCAGGGGAACGCAAACGUUUCACAAGCGAACGCAAACGUUUCACAAGCGAACGCAAACGUUUCACAAGCGAACGCAAAGUUUCUUGGGAGAACACAAACGUUUCACAAGCGAACACAAAGUUUCUUGGGAGAACGCAAACGUUUUGCAAGCGAACGCAAAGUUUCUUGGGAGAACGCAAACGUUUCGCAAGCAAA